This is a messenger RNA of Lactuca sativa (garden lettuce), 567 nucleotides long. RefSeq lists its product as uncharacterized. NCBI's taxonomy places the organism in Eukaryota, Viridiplantae, Streptophyta, Magnoliopsida, Asterales, Asteraceae. The record is from RefSeq and is a predicted model, not a curated record.
AUGUCAUCAUCUUCAUCAUCCGAUUCGAUGGCUGUAGAGAAUGCUAAGUUUAUUGGUUCCGCCAUGGCGAAAACAGUUACAUACUAUCAAAACCGACUAGGAGAAACAUCAUGCGCACGAUCUAAGCUAAGAAAGCCGCUGUUGCGUAGAAAUCACGAAGCCCGACACGAUUGCCUUAUAAAAGAUUAUUUUGCAGAUGACGUCAUCUACGCUGUAAAGUUUCAACAUCGGUUCCGGAUGAGGAAGUCACUAUUCUUACGUACUGUUCGCAACUUGGAAGGCCGCUUUCUAUAUUUCCAAUGGAAAAUGGAUGCAAGGCGGAAAAAAGGUUUCUCUCACAUUCAAAAAUGCACAGCUGCAAUUCGUCAUCUAGCAUACGGCAUGGGCGCAAAUAAAUGGGACGAGUAUUUUAGGAUGUCAGAACGUACCGUGUGGGAAUGUGUGUACAAGUUCUGCAAAGCGAUCUGUUUGGUUCAUGGGAAACGAUAUUUGUGCAAACCAACUAUCAACGAUAUCCACCAAUUGUACACUAUGCAUGAAGGCAAUCAUGAAUUCCCUAGAAUGUGA